AUGUCGUCGGACUCCGAACAGUCGGCCCAGGUGGCCCGCAGCAUCCCUGACGAGGAGCAGCAGGCUGCUCUGGGGGUAGAGGUUGCUUCUGCUUCCUCACAGCGAGACGACAUAUCCGUCGUUUCCUCAUCGCAACAGAGCAUCCCCCCCACCGAAGCCCCUAACUCCCCGCUCGACCAUCACCCCUCUGCCUUCAAGUCCGAGCCUCAAGAAAACCCCGCUGCAGCUCCUGCCAUCGCUGCGCGUGCCGCAUCUGUCUUGUCGUCCUCCCAGACCCCGCCGCCGUCUUCUCAGAUCGCUGGAAUGACCGGACAAGCUGCUCCCGCAAAUACUAUGACAUACCUUAGCUCGCAGCGGGCUGGGAUCUUCUCGCCGCCGGCGACCACAGCGCCCAAUGGCCUCAAGAGAGAGAGUAUUCCUCCCGAAUUUGCCGCACCGACCCCGGCUCAGAUCGCAGAGGCGUCAGUCGAGGACCUGCGCAGCAUGCUGCAGGCCAGCUUGGCCGAGCAGGCUCGGUUGAAGACUGAGGUCGCCCACUAUAAGAUGGAGGCUGCCCACCACAAGCUGCAGUAUAAUAUGCUCAGCUUGCGGGCUGAGGAGGACAGCAAGCGGGCUGCUGUCGAGCACGAAAUCACCAAGAAGGAGGUUCAGGUGCUGCAGAAGGCUGAAUAUGCCAGGCAGGCUCGCCAGGACCUCAUCGCGGCCAACGAGUCGGCACAGGUCAAGUACCUGCAGCUGAAGGUGUUGCAUGAGCGGGCUCUGGAGGAGAUAGAAUUGCUUCAGAAGAAGCUUAAGGCAGCACGGAAGAUCCUCAAGCAGAACCAAGACGAGAUUGCGAGCCUCAUGGACGAACGCGAGAUCCUGCUCAACAGGAUCCGCGAGAACCGCGAGCACUUUCACAUCCUCUGCAGUCCUGGCGGCAUGUUCUACAGCGCCGUCAGCAGCUCUCGGGCCCAUCAACAGGCGGCUAGUCCGCAACAGCACCGGGCCACUCCCCGGCAGACCCCUAGGUCGGCUGUCCAGCGGGAGACUCACCGGGAGCACCAAAACGGCGAAGGCUUCGCCGUCCUGCUGCAGGCACUCAGCCAGGACAAUAAUAAUAAUGUCAACAACGACCCCAGCGUUCCGUCAACGCCGUCGACGUCCCAGAGGCCCGGUGCCGCCCGCGUGGGCAGCAGCGUCAAGCACACACGAAACGUGCAGUCCACGUCCUCACUUCCGAGCACUCCUGUUUCCAAGACCCGGAGUGAUGGUCGAGGUGGGCUGCUACCGUCCGUUGAUCUCAUUCCGCAAACUGAGCCUGCUUACCGCAACGCACGGUUCAUCCCCGAGACGCCAGCUACUCCCCGCGGAGGUCGUGAACGCCGCAAGAGCAGGGAGAGCACCAUUUCAGCCGAGGAUAACCAGGAGCUAGCCCGCCAGGCCCUACAAUCCUUCGCCUCUCGUGGUGCAGGCAGUAGCGGAGGCGUUCCACACUCUCAUCCUCACCCCCAUCACCAACGAGUCGACCAAAGCCCCAACCAACGCCGCCGUGCCUCCAUGGCCGACGACGUCGAAGUAUACGAAAGCCAAGCAAGCCAAGCUGCAUCCGAAAUGCUCCGUCGCGAUCCUCGCGAGAGCUAUGAAGUCGCCCAGUCGCGCGACCCGACGCCCGCCAAUACUACCACCUCCUCAGGCGGAGCGAUGACAGCCUCCGGCUCCGGGGCGAAGCUCCAGGCGAAACUCUUCGGCGGGCUGAAUAAGAGCGGUCUGUCGACUUCGGCUGCGGCGCCGUUGGCUUCGAGCAGUCCGGCAAAGAGGAAGUUGAGUCAUGACGCUGGGAUAGAAGGAGGGGGUGCGGAUGCUAGGGAGAGGGCGCUCAUGAGCCCGACUAAGAGGCUUAGGGAGGUUGGUGGGCUUAGGGGGGACCCAAUCUCGCAUCCGCAUUCGGGGGAGAGGAGGGUUGGAUUGGGGAUUUAUGGGCGGGAGUGA
Messenger RNA from Thermochaetoides thermophila DSM 1495, 1971 nucleotides. RefSeq names its product 3-ketoacyl-CoA thiolase-like protein. The coding region runs from base 1 to 1971 and encodes 656 amino acids. The record is from RefSeq and is a predicted model, not a curated record. The transcript has a single exon. Lineage: Eukaryota; Fungi; Ascomycota; Sordariomycetes; Sordariales; Chaetomiaceae.